This is a messenger RNA of Beta vulgaris subsp. vulgaris (sugar beet), 671 nucleotides long. Its product is annotated as 17.4 kDa class I heat shock protein. The coding region runs from base 1 to 480 and encodes 159 amino acids. The record is from RefSeq and is a predicted model, not a curated record. Gene Ontology annotation, biological process: protein complex oligomerization; response to hydrogen peroxide; protein folding. The transcript has a single exon. NCBI's taxonomy places the organism in Eukaryota, Viridiplantae, Streptophyta, Magnoliopsida, Caryophyllales, Amaranthaceae.
AUGUCACUCAUCCCAAGCUUCUUCGGUAGCCGAAAAACCAAUGUCUUUGAUCCAUUUUCCUUAGACACUUGGGAUCCAUUUCAUGGCAUUUUAACAUCAACCCUUGCCAAUGCACCCGCCUCGGCUCGUGAGGUGUCUCAAUUUGCAACCACAAGGGUUGAUUGGAAGGAGACACCAGAAAGCCAUGUCUUCAAAGUUGAUCUUCCUGGACUGAAGAAGGAAGAAGUGAAAGUCGAGGUUGAAGAAGGCAGAAUUCUGCAGAUAAGUGGAGAAAGAAGCAAGGAGCAAGAGGAGAAAAACGACAAGUGGCACCGCAUUGAGAGGAGCAGUGGGAAGUUCCUUCGCCGCUUCAGGCUACCUGAAAACACGAAGAUAGAUGAAGUUAAGGCCGACUUAGAGAAUGGAGUGCUCACUGUGACUGUUCCAAAGGUGGAAGAGAAGAAACCUGAGGUUAAGAGUAUUGACAUCUCUUCUGCUUGAAAGGUGCUACAAUCUGUCAUGAAACGUAAAAAUGGUGAUUUUCGUUGUAUCGAAUGAAUAAGUUUGUUGUUGUGUACUUGUGUCUGUGGUUGGCUUGUAACUUAUAAGUAAGUGAACCUCCUGUUGAUGGGGCUAACUAAAUGAGUACAUGUAAAAUGGUGUUCAUGUGCAAUUAAAUUCUGUGUUUAUAA